This is a messenger RNA of Rotaria sp. Silwood1, 297 nucleotides long. The record is from the annotation of a GenBank genome assembly. Lineage: Eukaryota; Metazoa; Rotifera; Eurotatoria; Philodinida; Philodinidae.
AUGCCAUCUUCUCAAAAAAAAUCUGAUCGUCGUCGUCGUCCUGGUUUUACAUAUGAAAAUAUUCGACAUCAACUUGUUGUUUCAAAUGGUUGUAUUAGUAAUAUUGCAAAAAAAGAAAAAUUAAAAUUACCAUUGGAAAAUCGUCCCGGUCAAGGUCGAAAAAAGUCGACAACGUCGAAAGAAGAUCUUCGUUUAUUGAAUUUAAUAAGGAACGAUCGUGGAAAAAGUAGUCGACAAUUAGCAUCCGAAUUGAAUUCAUCAAAUGGGAAAUCGAUUAGUCCACGAACAGUGUGUUGA